Ostreococcus lucimarinus CCE9901 is the source of this 1172-nucleotide messenger RNA. RefSeq lists its product with no specific name. Bases 1 to 990 code for a protein of 329 amino acids. The record is from RefSeq and is a predicted model, not a curated record. Gene Ontology annotation, molecular function: oxidoreductase activity. The transcript is spliced from 4 exons. Gene Ontology annotation, biological process: deoxyribonucleotide biosynthetic process. Lineage: Eukaryota; Viridiplantae; Chlorophyta; Mamiellophyceae; Mamiellales; Bathycoccaceae.
AUGUCGCCUCUCCCGCUCGCCGAGCCUUUGCUCGAUGAAAACGACCAACGGUUCACGAUGUUCCCGAUUCAGUACCCGCAGGUGUGGGAGAUGUAUAAGAAGGCUGAGGCGUCUUUCUGGACCGCGGAGGAAGUCGAUCUGUCGGACGACAUGAAGCACUGGGAGACGCUCACGAAGGAUGAGAAGCACUUUGUCUCGCACGUGCUUGCGUUCUUCGCCGCCUCGGACGGCAUCGUGCUCGAAAACCUCGGCGUUCGUUUCAUGGGCGAGGUUCAGAUUCCGGAAGCCCGCGCGUUCUAUGGCUUCCAAAUCGCCAUCGAGAACAUUCACUCCGAAAUGUAUUCUUUGUUGAUCGAUCAGUACAUCAAGGAUCCGGUGGAAAAGGACCACCUGUUCCGUGCCAUCGAUACCAUCCCGUGCGUGAAGAAGAAGGCUGACUGGGCGUUGAAGUGGAUCGACUCGAGCGACUCGUUUGCCGAGCGUCUCUUGGCGUUCGCGUGCAUUGAAGGCAUCUUCUUCUCUGGUUCUUUCUGCUCCAUCUACUGGCUCAAGAAGCGUGGCUUGAUGCCGGGCUUGACCUUCUCCAACGAGCUCAUUUCUCGUGACGAAGGUUUGCACCGCGAUUUCGCGUGCUUGUUGUUCAGCAUGUUGAACAACAAGCCGAGCGAAGAAACCAUUCGCAAGAUUGUCACCGAGGCUGUUGAAAUCGAGAAGGAGUUCGUGUGCGACUCUCUUCCGUGCGCGCUCGUGGGCAUGAACGCCGGCAUGAUGAGCGACUACAUUGAAUACGUCGCCGAUCACUUGUUCUGCUCUUUGGGCUUGGCCAAGGAGUACAACACGACGAAUCCGUUUGAUUGGAUGGAACUCAUCUCUCUUCAAGGUAAGACGAACUUCUUCGAGAAGCGCGUCGGCGAAUACCAGAAGGCGGGUGUCAUGAACUCUAUCGGGGGUGGCAACGCGAACGCGUUCUCCCUCGACGAAGACUUCUAAGCGUAACGGGCAUAUGAGGAAGUUAUUCUAUGAUUUUAGCGAGAGCGAGGCAAGAGUGUAUGAGUUAUCAGCGACGUCACGACGACGCGACGGUAUAUAUUCACAUCACAUGUAUCAACCGGUAGAGGGGAGUAUCUUAUAGCCACUCGAAUGGGCGGGUUCGAGGUCGGUCGUUCACGAUU